Oldenlandia corymbosa var. corymbosa is the source of this 1152-nucleotide messenger RNA. The record is from the annotation of a GenBank genome assembly. NCBI's taxonomy places the organism in Eukaryota, Viridiplantae, Streptophyta, Magnoliopsida, Gentianales, Rubiaceae.
AAAAAAACUCUCUUUCCAUAAGUAAGACGCCGCCAUUAGUGUCGUGUACCCUGUUUCUUCAAAAUCACAUCACACUCUAAAGAUGAUGACAACUAUACGGUUGUCAUCAGAGAGACGUCAUCGAAACCUACGUCAUAACUUGAGAUUUUUUUAACUCCUAAAUCCAGGGGCAUCAUUUAAACGAAAAUUAGACACAUUCCCUAAUUGCCCAAAACAAUUUCAAACAUGGCUACCUCGUAUUUCACGUUCACAUUCUUCCUCUGUUUCUUCUUCUCCCUUUAAAUUCUCUCCUGAUUAAUUUCUUUCUCACUUACACCGUCCACCUAUUAAUUAUAUUAUACCGUGUUUUGACUCCAUGGAUGUGGAGAAGAGAAAGCGAUUUGAGGAUCGUGAUGGAGCUGACGGGAAAAAAGCCAAGGUCGAAGUCAAAGGCGCCGAUGAACAUACCCCGGCGGCGUUAAACUGCGGCGAUCGCCGGGCCGACGAAGAUGGGGGCGAUGCCGACGCCGAUGGAGAAGUCGAGGAGUUCUACGCCAUCUUGAGGAGAAUCCACGUGGCGGUUAAAUAUUUCGAGAACGGGAAGGCGACUGGGAAGAAGAAGACAAACUCGCCGGCGACGGCGGCGGCGAAACCGAAGGCAACCGCAACGGCGACGUCUUGGAAUCUUAACUUUAAACGGGAGGAUUUUGAGGGUGGUUGUUGUGAUAACGGCCUGAAAGAGGACGAGAGGUCUGUGAGCGACAGCGCCAGCUUGGACCUUAAUGUCGAACCCGACCCGGAUUCUGAAUAAUAUGUAAUCAAAUCUGCAUUAUAUGUGUUUCGGUUAGGUUUAUGAUUCUGUGUUGUUGCUGUCCAAUAUGUAAACUUUUACUACUACUAAUUUGCUAAAGCUAAAGUUAGUUAGCUUAACUAAUAGUUAUUCUGAGUUUCAUUAUAUUUUAUGAUGAAUUAAACAAAAUGCUAAUGUCUGGUGUGUAUGUUAUUCCCUCACCAAACUGAUUUUUUUUUUUUUUUGAAUGAUAUACUAGUAUUUUGGGUUUACUAUGGUUAGAGAAACCACUUCACGGGUUGAUAUUAUGGCUCAAUCAUGAUGUAAUUGAGGUCAAUUGUCCUCUAACAGGCUACAGUGAAGAAAAUUUAAAUUUGAACGGA